Molecule: messenger RNA, 2536 nt
Organism: Nerophis ophidion (straightnose pipefish)
Lineage: Eukaryota; Metazoa; Chordata; Actinopteri; Syngnathiformes; Syngnathidae
Gene: tph1a
Product: tryptophan hydroxylase 1 (tryptophan 5-monooxygenase) a
Exons: 11
Coding region: 132-1571 (479 amino acids)
Biological process (GO): serotonin biosynthetic process; aromatic amino acid metabolic process
Cellular component (GO): neuron projection
Molecular function (GO): iron ion binding; tryptophan 5-monooxygenase activity
Source: RefSeq, a predicted model, not a curated record
GUGGUUAAAUAGCCUAGUGUUCUGCUUCUCAGGGUCAGACAGCCCACUUUGCAUAGAGGCGAUUGCCUAAACGAUAAUCCUCCGGCAAUAUUAACCAGGUAUUUACUGUAGGCUUUAGGCUGCACUUUAAAAUGUACUCCAACAGGAUCGAUGGACCUCGAAGGGGAAGAUCUUUUGACUCCAUCAACAUUGGCUUUGAAGACAAACUACUUAACAACGAGAUAAACAAAUCAACCUUCACCAAAAUCGAAGAAAACACAGAGAAGAAUUCAACAGAGAAAGGCAGAGCAACAAUUAUCUUUUCCCUCAAGAAUGAAGUGGGAGGACUCGUAAAGGCGCUUAAACUCUUCCAAGAAAACCAUGUCAACCUGGUGCAUAUUGAGUCCAGGAAAUCAAAAAGGCGCAACUCCGAGUUUGAAAUCUUUGUGGACUGCGACAGCAACCACGAACAACUCAAUGAAAUCAUUCAGCUUCUGCGAAAGCACGUGAACGUGGUGGACAUGGAGCCUCCAGAUAACUCCUGUCUGCAGGAGGAAGAUAUGCAUAAUGUACUGUGGUUCCCAAAGAAAAUUUCCGACUUGGACAAAUGUGCUAAUCGUGUCCUGAUGUAUGGUUUGGAGUUGGAUGCUGAUCAUCCGGGCUUUAAGGACAAUGUCUACCGCAAAAGAAGAAAGUACUUUGCAGAUCUUGCUAUGUCCUACAAACAUGGCGAACCAAUUCCUCGCAUAGAGUUCACUGAGGAGGAAGUGAAGACAUGGGGUGUUGUGUACAGGGAGCUCAACAAGUUGUACCCCAGCCACGCCUGCAGGGAAUACCUAAAGAACCUGCCUCUGCUCUCUAAAUACUGUGAAUGUCGAGAAGACAACAUCCCUCAACUGGAAGAUGUCUCCCGCUUCCUCAGGGAACGCACCGGGUUUACCAUCAGGCCAGUGGCUGGUUACCUGUCUCCUCGUGACUUCCUGGCCGGUUUGGCCUUCCGUGUUUUCCACUGCACUCAGUAUGUGCGACACAGCUCAGACCCCUUGUACACCCCUGAGCCGGACACGUGCCAUGAGCUGCUUGGUCACGUCCCCCUGCUGGCAGAACCCAGCUUUGCACAGUUUUCUCAGGAGAUCGGUCUGGCUUCACUCGGUGCUUCGGACGAUUCUAUUGAGAAACUGGCCACAUGCUACUUCUUCACUGUGGAGUUUGGCUUAUGCAAACAGGAAGGACAACUACGAGCAUAUGGGGCCGGACUGCUCUCAUCCAUCAGUGAGCUUAAGCAUGCACUCUCUGGUAAAGCAAGGAUAAUGCCCUUUGACCCGAAAGUAACAUCCAAACAAGAAUGCAUCAUUACAACCUUUCAGGAUGUUUACUUUGUGUCAGACAGCUUUGAGGAGGCCAAAGUCAAAAUGAGGGAGUUUGCCAAGACCAUCAAGCGUCCCUUCACAGUGCGAUAUAAUCCUUACACGCAGAGUGUGGACGUGCUUAAAGACACUCCGAGCAUCAACAGCGUGGUGGAGGAGCUCCGACAUGAGCUCGACAUUGUAGGCGAUGCUCUGAACCGCCUCAACAAGCAGCUGGGUGUCUGAGCGUCCAAAGUCCACUUGCAAGUCUGUGUGUCCUCCUCAUACUGCUGUAGAGAUGCUGCUUGUGUAUCACCCCUUUGUCAUUACAAUAAUUGUGCACUGGCAGAAAAAAAACAAAAAACCCUGGUGUGUACCCCCUCUGCUCGGCACAUGGCUAAUACAGAUUGCCAUGAUAUCAGUGAACUGCACAAACCCAAAGAACAUACGGUUUUCACUUAUUGGCUUGUAUCCUGCAAACUGCCUGUGUGCUUUUGUACCAAAAAAUCCCUUUUGCUGCUGUUGUUUAUGAUGACCUUACUUUUUUGUAUUUUUUGUUCUAAUAUCCAAUUUAAACUUCCACAUUUCAGUGAUUUGCCAUUGUAUUGUUUGUGUGAAUGUAACUUGCUCUUUUCUGUGUGUUGUUCAAAGAGAUUAUUCUAGUGAAUUUAUAAAAGUAUUCUGGUGGUUAAUGGUUUAUGAUGACCGAUCAGGGCACACCUGCUUACAUUUUUUCACAGUAAUAAUUUUGUAUACCUCCAUUUAACUAUAAAUGUAGUGACCCCCCCCCCCCCCGACCCCGCAAGGGACAAGCAGUAAAAAAAUGGAUGAAUGGAUGUAGUAGCCUUCUCCUUGAAUCAGAUAUUACUUUUCUACCAACCAAAUAUAUAGUCAUAUUGAGUAUAGGCAAUGUACGUGUGUGUGUGUGUGUGUGUGUGUGUGUGUGUGUGUGUGUGUGUACAAACAUCGUUUCCAUAUGAGUUGGGAAAUUGUGUUGGAUGUAAAUAUAAACGGAAUACAAUGAUUUGCAAAUCCUUUUCAACCCAUAUUCAAUUGAAUGCACUACAAAGACAAGAUAUUUGAUGUUCAAACUCAUAAACUUUUUUUUUUUUCCAAUAAUUAACUUAGAAUUUCAUGGCUGCAACACUUGCCAAAGUAGUUGGGAAACGGCAUGUUCACCACUGUGUUACAUCACAUUUUCUUUUAAAAAC